Messenger RNA from Cucurbita moschata (crookneck pumpkin), 630 nucleotides. RefSeq lists its product as uncharacterized. The transcript is spliced from 3 exons. The record is from RefSeq and is a predicted model, not a curated record. The coding region runs from base 209 to 388 and encodes 59 amino acids. NCBI's taxonomy places the organism in Eukaryota, Viridiplantae, Streptophyta, Magnoliopsida, Cucurbitales, Cucurbitaceae.
AUUCAGCGCACCUCCCUCCCACCCCAGCUGCUGCAUCCUAGCCCUGCGUGACGCGCGUCUCAGCCUCCCAACGAACUCUCCGCAGCUAUCUCCCUCUCACAUUCUCUCGCCUCCGUGCAAUCAGAGUUACUUAUCUCCCUCAGCCCCUAACCCCUGCCGUUAGUGUGGUUGCGCCGCCGCUCAUUUUCAGAUUCAGCCCAAGAAAGGAAUGGGAGGCAGAGGAGUUAUUGGUGACAAAUGGUCCAUGAGGGUUCUCUGGGUCUGUGCCCUAGGAAGUGCAGUCGGUUUGUAUAUGGUUGCUCAAGAAAGACAAUUACAGAACAGGGCAAGAAUGUUGGCUGAGAGUUUGAAAGACGUGGAAUCAGGAGGCAGUGGUGAAAAUGUUUAGGCCUUUUAGGGCGUUGUUGAAAUGUGAGUUCCAGACUACCUGAGAUUCUCUAUCUUUUGCAAAGUGCUCCCAUCUCUUAUGGUGGCUACAAACCAAUACUGUGAGUUUCCAAUAAUGUGAAAUAGUUAGAUCCCUGUUUAUUUGUAAUGAACUUGGGUUUCAUCUGAAUUCAUGGGUUUACAAUAAUUAUGCUGAAUCAGUGUUUAGUGGGUCACUUUGAGAAAUGGGAUUCAGAAGCAGAU